UCCUCUUGCCCUCACCAGCGCUCUGCUAUGGGGCUAGGAGCGGGCGCAGAGGCUUACCUCCGCUGCGGCCGGGCUGCGAGCCAUGCACUCGGGGAACAGCACGGGCACGUCCAGCCGCCCGGAGCCCGCGGCAGCGGAGCAGGAGGUGCCGGGCGAGCGGCCUCUCUUCAGCGCUAGUACUUACGAACUGCUGGCGCUGCUCGUCGCCACCAUAGGCGUGCUGGGUUUGUGCAACAACUUGCUGGUGCUGGUGCUCUACUACAAGUUCAAGCGGCUUCGCACGCCGACCAACCUCUUCCUCGUCAACAUCAGCCUCAGCGACCUGCUGGUGUCCGUCUUCGGCGUAAGCCUUACCUUCAUGUCCUGCUUGAGGAGCCGCUGGGUGUGGGACGCUGCCGGCUGCGUCUGGGACGGCUUCAGCAACAGCCUCUUCGGAAUUGUUUCAAUUAUGACUCUCACUGUUCUUGCCUAUGAACGCUACAUUCGAGUAGUUCAUGCUAAAGUGAUUGACUUCUCGUGGUCUUGGAGGGCUAUCACAUACAUCUGGCUCUACUCAUUAGCCUGGACUGGAGCACCCCUUUUGGGCUGGAACAGAUACACACUGGAAAUUCAUGGAUUAGGUUGCUCAGUCGACUGGAAGUCAAAAGACCCCAGUGAUACCUCCUUUGUGAUCCUUUUUUUCCUUGGGUGUCUAGUAGCACCUGUGGGGAUCAUGGCCUAUUGCUAUGGCCAUAUUGUUUAUGCAGUAAGAAUGCUUCGCUGUGUGGAAGAUUUCCAGACUGUUCAAGUGGUCAAACUUCUAAAAUAUGAAAAGAAAGUGGCUAAAAUGUGUUUCUUAAUGAUCUCCACGUUUCUUAUUUGUUGGAUGCCCUAUGCAGUGGUUUCCCUCCUGGUAACAUAUGGCUAUAGCAACCUUGUAACUCCAACAGUAGCCAUCAUCCCAUCUUUCUUUGCAAAGUCAAGCACUGCUUAUAAUCCAGUCAUCUAUAUCUUCAUGAGUAGAAAGUUCCGACGGUGCCUCUUGCAGCUCCUGUGCUUCCGCCUGAUGAGAUUCCAGAGGACCACGAAAGAGACGCCAGUGACAGGGAAUGAUAAGCCAAUACGGCCAAUAGUUAUGUCUCAGAAAGCAGGAGACAGGCCAAAGAAGAAAGUGACUUUCAGCUCUUCCUCUAUAAUUUUUAUAAUCACCAGUGAUGAAACUCGGCAAAUAGAUGACAACAGCAAACAUGAUGAGACAAAAGUAAAUGUCAUUCAAGUAAAGCCACUAUAGGGAUGAGUUAAAGAGAUGUGAGAAUGAGGUGGACUUCAGCCAGUAGACUCUUUGGGUUGCAAACCAGUUUUAGUGGCAAUGCCUGUGGACUGCCAAGGGAAACCACAUUCUUAAGCUGUGAAAUGCUGAAGGGAUGCUGCAUCUAAGGCUCUGCAGGCAGUUCACUUUUGAUCACAGUACUGAAAUCUCUUCAUCUGUGCCAAAAUUGCUGAUGGAUGUCUUUACUAUUCAUUUUCUUAAAGCAUAUUGUGGGACUUCUAUUCAGGAGAUCUUGGUCAGGCUGGAAGAAUGCACAGACAGAAAUGUUACAAAGUUCAGCAUGGGCAAGUGCGAAGUCCUGCACCUGGGAAGGAAGAACGAUUCUUUAGCACAGCAGGCCAGGCCCUGGCUGCCUGGGAUGCAGCUCUGUGGAAAAGGAUGUGGAGUCCUGUUAGACGAGGACAUGAGCCUGCAGUGUGCCCUGGUAGCAAGGAAUGGUAGCAGCACCUCAGGCUGUACUGGCAGUAUUGGAGUCAGCAGUCUGAAGUAAUUAUGUCCUUGAUUCAGUCUUCAGUAGACCAUAUCUAUAUUACUGCAUUGACUUUUGGGACCCUAAAGCAAGACAGAUGUCUGUAAACUGGGGUUGAGUUCAGUGGAGUCGCCCAAAAUUGUCAGGGGUUGUAGUACCUUGCCUUGCAAGGAGAGGCUGGGGGUACUGCACUUGACCAGCUUGUAGAGGGAGCAUCCUCACAGGAACCUAAUAUCAGCCUUCCAGUAGAGAUGGGGAGGUUUUCAACAACAUGGAGCAAGGCUCUUCAGAGCAAUUCGUAGUGGAAGUUAUCACAGACAGCAAACAUGAACUGAAAUAAAAGAUUUGGGUGGGUAAUAAGGUAAAGGUUUCUCACCCAAGGGUAGCCAAACAAUGGAACAAGUCAGACUAGAGGCUUCUCAAGUUUCCUUUAGUAUAGAGUUAUAAGGGAAGAAGGAGGAAGAACGUUUGAGGUUUCCUACAGUUCAGUUGGUCUGAAUUGGUGCUUUGCAGUGUAGGGGGUGAGAAAAGUGAUGUCAUCAAUGACUGGGGCUACAGUUAAACCAAAAGACCUGAGAAAGCUGUCCUCAGCAAGCCAUUCUCUUGGUGCUGUCUGGUAGGACCCAUGAGAUACAUAAUGAAAAAAAUCAUGCCAAUCAAAGCACCAAUGAAUAAAGGUCAGUGAAAAGGGAGACUUGGUUUGGGUUUU
Messenger RNA from Neopsephotus bourkii (Bourke's parrot), 2487 nucleotides. RefSeq names its product opsin 3 (gene OPN3). The record is from RefSeq and is a predicted model, not a curated record. Bases 83 to 1270 code for a protein of 395 amino acids. Gene Ontology annotation, biological process: visual perception; G protein-coupled receptor signaling pathway. Gene Ontology annotation, molecular function: G protein-coupled receptor activity. Gene Ontology annotation, cellular component: membrane; photoreceptor outer segment. The transcript is spliced from 4 exons. Lineage: Eukaryota; Metazoa; Chordata; Aves; Psittaciformes; Psittacidae.